UUACAGUGGUAACUGUUUUGUAAGUUUAAUUUAACUGUAAGCAGGGUUGAAAAGUGGUAUGAGUGGAAAGUGCAGUGACUAAUUGAGACUGAUAUGAUGAGUCUCUCACUGUAUCAGUCUCUGGCGGUCGCGUCUACGGCGUGUGUCCGAAUUUCCAGAAAUGGAACUCACCCAGCAGGAUCUACAUGCCAUCGCCAGCUCCUUACAAAAGACGCUGUCAGUCAAUGUGACAGAAAGACGAGCAGCCGAAUCUUAUCUGGAGUCAGUCGAGGCACGGGCAAAUUACUCCAUCUUUCUUCUGGAGUUGCUCAGUAAAAAUGAGAUGGACAGCGACAUCCGAGCAUCCGCCGCCAUCACGUUCAAGAACUUUGUGCGGCGCAAUUGGAGAGUGAUUGAGGAUGAGCCCAACAAGAUCAUUGAUGCAGACAGAACUUUGGUCAAAGACAAGAUCGUCGAGCUGAUGCUCAAUAUGCCCGAAAGCCUUCAGAGACAGUUAAGUGAAGCAAUUGGUAUAAUCGGAAGAGAGGAUUUCCCUCAUCGCUGGCCCAAGUUGCUGGAAGAAAUGAAAUCCAAGUUGGAGAGUGAAGAUUUCAACACCGUUAAUGGCAUCUUAAGAACAGCACACUCUCUCUUUAAAAGGUAUCGGCAUGAAUUCAAGUCGCAGGAAUUAUGGACGGAGAUCAAGAUGGUCCUGGAUACACUAGCUGAACCUCUCACCAAACGUUUUGAGAAAACGAUUCAAGGGACUAAUGGUGAUGUCAAAAUGAAGUAUGAAGCUUUGGUGUUGAUGUGUAAGGUGUUCUACAGUCUCAACUGUCAGGAUCUUCCGGAGUAUUUUGAGGACAACAUGAAGACAUGGAUGAGUAACUUUCUCAAGCUGCUCAGUGAAGAUGUACCUGUCCUUCACACCAAGGAUGAGGAAGAGGCGGGGACAUUAGAGCGACUCAAAUCACAAAUCUGUGACAACAUCUCCCUCUAUGCUCAGAAAUACGACGAGGAAUUCGGUCCCUUCCUGCCGAACUUUGUCACAGCUGUCUGGCAUCUGCUGGUCAGUACAAACAACCAAGUCAAAUAUGAUCUGUUGGUGAGCAAUGCUAUCCAGUUCCUGGCAUCGGUUGCGAACCGCGAUCACUACAAGAAUCUUUUUGAUGACCCUGCGGUGUUAACUAGCAUCUGUGAGAAGGUCAUUGUACCUAACAUGGAGUUUAGAGCAUCUGAUGAAGAACUGUUUGAGUUUAACCCAGAGGAGUAUAUCCGUAGAGAUAUUGAAGGCUCAGAUAUUGACACGAGACGUCGUGCUGCCUGCGAUCUCGUCAGGUCUCUCUGUAAAUUCUUUGAAGCGACUGUCACUCAGAUUUUUUCAAGUUAUGUCACCACCAUGCUUCAGCUCUAUGCUUCCAAUCCAUCAGUAAAUUGGAAGAGUAAAGAUGCAGCCAUUUACUUGGUGACAUCGCUUGCCUCUAAAUCCAAGACGCAGAAGCAUGGUACAACAGAGGUUAGAGAACUUGUCAACAUUAAUGAUUUCUUCACUGCCCACAUCGCUGGAGACCUUCAGUCACAAAAUGUUGAUGAGUUCCCAGUUCUCAAGGCAGACGCUAUCAAGUAUGUGAUGGCCUUCCGUCAAGUCAUCCCCCCUGAGGUCUUGUCUGCCGCCCUCCCUUGUCUCAUACACCUGUUGCGGGCGGAGAGCACUGUGGUCCACACCUAUGCAGCGCACGCCAUUGAGAGACUCUUCACUGUCAAACUUGCCAACGGACAAGGAGCCAUCUCAGUAGAGUCUGUCAAGCCACACAUCGAGACCUUACUCACAAACCUCUUUGCUGCGAUGGAGAUCUCUGGAUCAGAAGAGAACGAGUACAUUAUGAAAGCUAUCAUGAGAUCCCUGGUCAUGCUGAAAGCAGAAGCUGUCCCUUACCUGCAGGUCAUUGUUACUAAACUGACCGAUAAACUCAUCCUUGUCAGCAAGAAUCCAAGCAAACCUCACUUCAACCACUACCUGUUUGAGGCCAUCAGUCUCUCAGUUCGAUGCGGUUGCCAAGCCGACGCAUCCAAUGUCUCCAUCUUUGAGAUGUGUCUGUUCCCACCAUUUCAAGAAAUACUCACUGCAGACAUCGCAGAGUUUAUCCCCUACGUGUUUCAGAUCAUGUCUUUGAUGCUAGAGAUGCAUACAGACUGCCCCGAGGCAUACAUGACCCUCUUCCCUCACCUUCUUAUGCCCGUCUUAUGGGAGAAACUUGGUAACAUCCCACCCUUGGUCCGUCUCAUCCAAGCUUACAUCGAGAAGGGUGCUGACUCCAUCGUCAAAGAGGGCAAAGUGCUUGCUCUCUUGGGCGUGUUCCAGAAGUUGAUUGCCUCCAAGGCCAAUGAUCAUCAAGGAUUCUACAUCAUGCUGAGCCUACUGGAACACUUGGAUGCGACGGCGUUGUCAGAACACAUCCAGAAAAUCUUCCUUCUAUUGUUCCAGAGACUUUCUCACUCCAAGACCACCAAGUUUGUCAAAAGCCUUCUUGUCUUCUUUAGUCUCUUCGCUGUCAAGCAUGGCGCCGAUUCUCUUAUCCACGUAGUGGAAGAAAUACAAGCCAAAAUGUUUGAGAGGGUGCUGGAGAAGUUGUACAUUCCUGAGGUGCAGAAAGUGUCUGGUGUGAUGGAGAGAAAGAUCUGUGCCGUAGGAAUCACAAAGAUGUUGACGGAAUGUCCAGCUAUGUUGGAACCUACGCUACGGUCAUAUUGGAUCACCCUUCUUCAAGCUUUGGUCCACCUCUUUGAAUUACCGGAAGAUGACAGUCUUCCGGAUGACGAGCACUUCAUUGAGAUUGAGGAUACCCCAGGGUACCAGACUGCCUACUCUCAGCUAGCCUUUGCUGGGAAGCACGAGACGGAUCCAUUCAAGGGAGCGGUACCAGACGCCAAGAUUUACCUAGCUCAAAGGUUGAAAAAUGUUUGCACUGCACAUCCAGAGCUGAUAGAACUCAUCAAGACAGGCCUCGAUGAGAAGGUAGCCAACUGUCUGCAGAUCUACCUGAACGCUGCUGGUGUCGCCUUAGGAUGAUGACAUUGACCAAUGACAGUGACAUCAUCCUCAUGGCAUCGUCAUCAUCUGGAGCUCCUCCUUGAGGUGAAGACUAUUCCAGAGUUGUUUCCUAGCUAGCCUUGGACCCAGCCAUGGAGCCACAGUGUGUUACAGGUUGUAUAAGCAAAUACUUCAAGCUUCUUCAAGAGUAUCUUGCAUGAACAGUUUAGGAUUUGGGAAGGAAAUUUACAGCCACUUUUUAUGAGGAGUAUCUAACCUGCCAAACCCAAUGUGAGAAAUGUCACAAAACCCUUUAUUUAAAAUGGAACAAGUGGUAAUUAUGCGAGGCUAAGAAAGUCCUUCCACAUUAUUCACUUUGACAAAACAUUAAGCAUGAAAGCGUACACUUCCAUCGAAAAAAGCAUGUUUGUAUUUAUGAUGUAACUAAAAUAUGGAGAGUCUGUAGGGUUUACUGCAUCACAUUCAGAUUAAGCCAGACCAGACUGGUUCAACAUUUUACACUAACGCAGGCUUUCGUUUUUCACAAAGUAAAUGUUAUUACAACUUGCAUAGAUGGUGUUGGCCAAAUGUAAAGAUGUUAGGAUACCAUUUCAGGGUAAUUGAGUUCUUUCACUUAUUAAGUAGCAUUGAAUAUGAGGUUUGUAAAACUGUUCAUUGUCUUGAAAAUUUGGCAACAUGCAUCACCAGGUUACCCUUCCUGCAGUGGUAUCAUGACAGCGCCCUCUCAUGUUUGAGAAACGCUAGCCUCGUUUGGGCACAAUCUGCCCCAGAUGCAUUUGCUCAAGCGUUGUUUUUUUUCGUAUUUUCUGGCUAAGCCUGAAUUAGUUGUUUUUACAGCAAGUUUUGAACAACAUUGUGCUCUUUUUUUCUACACAAAUGUUGAAAUGUGGCAUUCCUAAUACAUGUAAUAUACUGCCAAGUCAAAACAGUUGCCUACUCAAGGAGUUUGUUGAUGUCUCUCAGAAAAAAAAAAUGAAAGAAAAACAAGUUGUUUAGGUUGAACAACUCUGUCAGAAAAUAGUUUUUUACGCAAAGCACCCAACUUUUGUAAAUCCGAAUUGUUUGGUUUAUUUGUUUGUUUCUUGGCCAAAAAAAACAUGACUUUGUGAAGGUCUCAAAAUUAUGCCAAAUUUGUGCGACUUUGAGUUUCAGAAAAUAAAAUGAAAUUCUAUAAAAUGCAAGUAUGUUUCUUACAAAACACCAAGAAGUGGUUGAAAAUAAAAUCUUUGACAGCAGGAAACCAGAUCUGAGAAUGUUGAGUUUGAGGAUUCAUUAUGUUGAACUGGCUGAAGUUUACAAGAGUUAGGACUGUCUCCUUUCCCUCAUUCGUUUUAGAGAAAGGUUGUUCAACCAAUGUUACUGCAUCUUCCACUUUCUUUUUCCAGGGGAGAGGAGGUUAAUGAAUUAAUGUAACUUGGAUUCUCUACUAAUUUUUGGACAAAUCUCAACUAGUACACAACAUAUUAGUUAACACAAAUACAAAACUUAAUACCAAUAUGUACAGAUAGUUUGAAUUAUAAUAAAAUAUAUUUGAAAAGAUUGGAAAGAUUUCAGUGAAAUACCAUCUCAGUCACAUUGCAAGCAUGCAAAGCAAAUAAAAUCUGACAGAUAAUGGACAA
Molecule: messenger RNA, 4650 nt
Organism: Acanthaster planci (crown-of-thorns starfish)
Lineage: Eukaryota; Metazoa; Echinodermata; Asteroidea; Valvatida; Acanthasteridae
Gene: cse1l
Product: chromosome segregation 1 like
Biological process (GO): protein export from nucleus; protein import into nucleus
Cellular component (GO): cytosol; nuclear envelope
Molecular function (GO): small GTPase binding; nuclear export signal receptor activity
Source: RefSeq, a predicted model, not a curated record